AUGUAUUUAAACCCGAUCUGUACAACAAAACAUAGCACAAAAGAAAUGGUAGUGAAACUUUUUGGAGAGAAGGCUUUAACACAGGUCACCAAAGCAGGAGGAAAUAGACGCAAAACAGAGCCUAAAAAAUUAACAAAACAGGUGGAUAGAUCCAUGAUUGAAAAAGCAAAAUUGAGUGAUCUAGAUUAUCAAUAUGACGAUAAUCAUUGGCUGUGCAUAUGCUAUCAAAGUUUGCGCGCGCAUUCAAUUAAACUCGAAUCAACUGAUUUAGGGUCACAAAAAUGCUUGCAAGAUCCAAUUUGA
Messenger RNA from Mitosporidium daphniae, 303 nucleotides. RefSeq lists its product as uncharacterized. The record is from RefSeq and is a predicted model, not a curated record. Lineage: Eukaryota; Fungi; Microsporidia. The transcript is spliced from 2 exons. The coding region runs from base 1 to 303 and encodes 100 amino acids.